AUGUCGGCCCUCGGAGCGGAGCGAGCGGGGCGCCUGGGAUUGGAUGCGAAGGCCUGCAGGGCGGGAGUCCCUCUCGGAUCGCGUCUGGCCGGCGCCUACCGUCCUCGGCCCGCAAUCACCCGCCGUGGCCAGGUCGUGGUGCACGCCAGGCUCCUCGGCAAUCGCAACCUCCAGCGCAAGCUCCUCGAGCGCCUCGCGGAGACGGCGAAGCGACGGAAGGAUGCCGGACAGGGAAGCAAACCGGGUGCACCCACGCCGCCACCGAGCGACGCAGCCCCGCCCGAGCAGGCCGCGCCCACAGCGCGCGGCGCCGGAGCGGCGUCACCAUCCGCCUCGGACGCGCCCCCGGGGAUCGACACCGCGAGACCGCCACCUCCGGGCCAGAACGGAGCGCCAUCCACUGCGGACGCGACAGCCCCGCGCCGGCAGCCGCGGCUCGCGGAGCCCGACAUCAUCAUGGGCGCGCCGACCACGCGGGCCUCCCCCCGGCCGCGCGCCCAGUCGCGCGUAGACGUCCCCACGCCGCGCCGCGAGCUCGAACGCCUGCGCCAGAAGCAGCAGCUGGCGCAGGCCUCCGCCGCGCGCGCCGCCACCUGCUCCUCCGACGGCGGCGCGGGUCCCCGGCGCACAGAGCGGGCCGCGAACCUCGCGCACGGCGUGCCGCUCUCGCGGUCGCUCGCGUCCCUCGGCGCGAUCGUCGCCGUGCGAGGGUUCCCCGUCACCGAGGCCCGCACCGCGACGGCCGCCGCGGCGUCGGCCGCCGCGGCGCUCCCGGACGACGACGACGACGAGGACUCCUCGGACGACGAGGUCUUCUUGGCGGACUCGUACGACGAGGACGACGACCGCAGCCUCCCCAAGGGCAAGGGCAUCACCCGGGCACGGAAGCGGAGGGCGCGCGAGGAGGCGCGCGCGGCGCUGCGGGAGGCGCGGACGGCGCUCGCGGACCUCGGCGUGCGCGAGGACCGCGUCGACAAGGUCCUCGACGCUAUGCUGACCUUCCGCGUGUCGCAGGGGCGCGUCACGGGCUCGGUGGACCGCCGCCGGACGGCGAUGCUGGUGCGCAACGCGCAGCUCGUCGCGGAGUACCUCGUCGAGAGCUGCCACGUCGAGCCGGGCCCGAAGGGCGUCGGGAAGCUGAUCGCGAACGCCCCGCGGCUGCUGAUGUGCAAGCCCACCGCGAACGACCGCUGGUACCGCCGGGCGCUGGAUUUGGCGGCGUUCCAGCACCGGUUCGGGCACUGCAACGUGCCGGACAAGUGGGAGGAGAACCCGGAGCUGCCCCGGUGGCUCCGGCGGCAGUUUGUGGAAAUGGCGCAGUCGUCGCUGGCGCCGGAGCGCACCGCGAUCCUGCGGGAGGUGGGCCUGGAGUUCGAGAAGCUGCAGCGCGUGACCGCGGACUGGGAGGGCAUGUUCGACCGGCUCCUCGAGACCCUGCUGGAGUCCGGCGCGCAGGUGCCCGGCCGUGCAAGCGCGGAGGACGGCGGCGGCGCGGAGGCGCCGCUGCCGGCGGAGGAGGACGACGACAGCGGCGGCGCCGCGGAGACCGAGGGCGAGGAGGUCGUGCUGGUGCCGCCGGCGUCGUUCGACUGGUCGUGCACGGAGAUGAUGGCAUCGCGGGACCCCGCGCGGUGGGAGGUCGGGCGGUGGGUGCUGCUGCAGCGGGAGCUCGGGGCGCGGCAGCUGCUCGGCGUCGAGGGGCAGAGGCGGCUGGAGCGCAUCGGGUUCCCGUGGGAGCUGGACGGGGAGCCGCGGUGGGCGCAGAGUGUGCGCGGGCUGCUCUUCGCGCUGCACUGCCGGCGGCAGGAGGUCCUGAAGCGGUGCACCGAGGACGGCACUGCGCAGCUGCGCCGGAGCCCGCGGGCGGCGAGCUUGGGGGAGUCGGACGACGAGGAGGACGCGAGGUUCGUGCUCGGGACUGUCGACAUCGAGGGCGACUCCGAGAACGUGCAGGCCGCUGUGUCGGACACGUACGAGAGCCGGCGGGCCGGCGCGGCGCUGUCCGCGGGCGACGGCGCGUUGGCGUGCGAGACGCACGCGGCGUGGCUGCCGGUGCUGAACGCCGUUGGUGCAGAGCGUCUGCUUGCGCACGCGCUCAAGGUCUCCGACGGCCGCGGCGGCGGCGACGUCCCGACGCCUGUCGCGAGCCAGCUGCUACGUGCGGCGGCGGCGGGCGGGGGCGCCGCGGCGCGGCACGGCGCGAACGGGCGCAAGGCCGCGACGGCGCCGUCGCUGCUCGCGCAGAGGCCGGACCUCGGGAGCCCUGCGCGGCACGCGCGCGCGGAGCACGGCCAUGCAGCGUCCGAGGCGGGCGCGGCGGCGUGGCCGGUGGAGCUGAGGGCCGAGACGGCGCUCGCUGCCGCGCCGGUGAGCGGCGCGAUGUUUGGAGGCGACGGGGACGGGGACGGGCAGGACGGAGCGCUCGGGCUCGUGACGCGGUACCGGAGCGGCGCGGCGGCGGCGCGCGGCGCCGCAGAGCGCGCGAUCGGCGCGGCGCUGGGCGGGGACGUGGGGCCGGUGGGGAGCGGGAGCGUGUCCGAGGGCAGCGGCGCAUCGUCGCUCCUCGCGGCGUCCGAGGUCGCGCAGAGCCAGGGGCUGACGUGGGGCCUCGUGUGGCAGCCGAUGCUGCGGCGGCUCGACAACGCGGUGCGCAUCCCGCAGCAGCUGGCACAGUGGACGCGCGAGCAGCAGCUGCGCGUGGUGCGGCCGUACGGCGAGGACGACAGCCCGCUGAACGAGGCGUCGAUCCUCGUCCAGCUCGGCAUUCCGCCGGACCCGUACGCGGGGUUGUUCGAGCUGUUUGCGCGGGCGCUGGCGGCCGAGGCCGGCACGGCCGCGCUACCCGUGGCGACGGCGCUGGCGCUCCUGCGCGACACGCUCGACACGGCGGCGUACGAGAGCGACGUCGAUGGCCUGAGCGAGCGCGUCAGGGAGCUCACCGCGCGCAUGGACUCGGGCGCAGCCGCUGGCGCCGAACACGUGCGCGCCGUGGAGAUCCUCCCCGCCGCGAACGACCCCGCGAAGGCGCGCCGCAUGCUACGCCGCUGGCUCCGCGUGCAGCGCUGGCGGCAGAGCCUCGGACUCCUCCCCCCCGAGUCCACACAGCUCCUGGGGGUGUUGGGCCUCGACUGGGCCCUCACAGCCGACCUCCCGGGCUGGGCCGCGCUGAGCCCGCUCGACGCGAGCCACUGCUCGCUGCGGCGCGCGCCGCAGGACGCGGGCGGCGCGGAGUCGCCGAUCUCGGCGUGGGCGGCGGCGGCGCAGGUGGGGUCGCGCGACGAGCUGGCCGAGCUGGUGGUGGCGUGGGUGUGCGGCGACGGCGACGGCGCGGGGCCGGACGCGGCGUACGCGUGGUGCAGCGGCCUCUCGUCGCACUGCGCGGACGUCGUCGCGCCGGCGCGGGGCGGUCGGCGCGACGCGAUGGGGCGCGCAGCCGAGGCGUGGCGGCGGCAGCAACCCCUGCUCCGCGCGCUGGGGGUGCUCACGCCGCGGCAGGAGCGGUUGCUGGACGAGCUGGGGCUCCCGGCGGCGGGGGAGCCGCGGGCCGCCGCGCGCGCGGUCGCGGGGUGGCUGGACUUGGCACGGUUGCUGUGUCAGGACAGGCACGGGGGGGUGGUGGCGGCGGUGUCGCGCGCGGAGGUCGAGGCGGCCGCGAAGUGGGUCGCCGGGCAGCGGAAGGAGCGCCGGCGCACCGGCGCGUCGCGGCAGCUCCAGCUCGCGCGCGUGUUCUGGUAA
Messenger RNA from Pedinophyceae sp. YPF-701, 3735 nucleotides. NCBI's taxonomy places the organism in Eukaryota, Viridiplantae, Chlorophyta, Pedinophyceae. The record is from the annotation of a GenBank genome assembly.